UUAAACCCGUGGUGUAAAUGUAGUUAAUGCUGUUCACUUGCUUGAUCACUUAAAAUGCAUUUGUGCAUAAUUUUAUCGGACGGAUAAUGUUUAGGAAGUGCUCCCUACUUAUGCUUAAGCUUCCGCUUAAGCAAUUCAUUAUUUCAGUAUUAACUUUUUGAGAGAUUAUCCAGCGUACGACAGAAGCAACAUACUACAUUGGCUUGUUCUCACGCUAUCUCUCUCUACAGGGCUUAUUCCACUGCCGUACGCGUUCCAGCAUAGUCCUAGUUUAGUGAUCAGGCCUUACUGUUUUUAAGAAUACGUAUGUCGUGUAUUAUUCCCGAUUACUGCCAAAGUCACUUUUAAACCUCAUAGAUGAUUAUUUUGGGAUGCACUAAGGAGUAAAAAUUCAUAUGAAAAUGUCUUAAGCUUGUAAAAACAAUUAAGAUUACACCGUGUUGAUGACAGUUACUGAUUUGUAGUAGAUUAGUAUGGCGAGAUAACUUGAUGUGACUAGUUAAGAGGUAGGAAUAUCAGAAAGUUUUUGAGAGGGUUAUUGAGUUGAAAUUUUAAUCAACAUCCUGGUAUCAGUUAUACAACAAUGACAAGUAAAAAAGGACAUACUUUACGUAUCGAGAAUGAAAUUGACAAGAAUCGUGAAGAAGGAAAUUGGAAGAAAGUUAUAGAAUUGGCCGAGCACCUUAAAGUACAAUAUCCAAGCAAUGAAUGUUUAGCAAAUUUCCUAUGUGGUGAGGCAAGACUGGAAAGUUUUCUUGAACAAACACCGCCAACUGACGCUAAUGUGGCUAAAGCUAGAACGGGUUUGGCAGAAACAAAGCAAUAUCUACUCCUUGCUGCUAAUGAGAAAGAUAAACAGGCACUGGUAGUAUUGGAUGCCCACCUUCUUCUUGGUAAACUUCACUAUGCAAUGGGAAUGUAUGACGAAGCACUAUUUCAUUAUGAACAGGCUGAACUACAUACUCUGACAGAAAAGCAAUUACCUAGUCGCAGCUUACGUAUAAUAGCUGAGUCAUUUGCAAUUAAAGGCCUUUGUCUUGAAAAGCUACCACCAAGUACCAAGACAAAGUAUAAAAUUGCUGAAUGGCAAGACCAGAUGAUAAAAUGCUUUGAGAAUGCAGGAGAUUUGACUCUAGUGUAUCUACAAGAACAAGACAAACAAGCAAUGCAGCAACAAAUCAGUACCUACUACCCAAACAGCAAUAGCAUUGGAUCAUACUCUCCUCAGCCACCUGUCAGUUCCAUAAAACAGAUAGGUCCCAUCUUAGAGACAGCAUUGCAAAGGGCUCCAAUAUUCCACAUUCAAGCUGGCAACGUACAGGCAGCUAUUAACCGUUAUAGAGGGAUCCUGUCAGCUGUUGAGUCUACAGCAACUCAAAGGCUACGUCUCACAUUAACUCGUCGGCUAGCUGAAGUGUUACUACGUGGCAUCAGUGGGAGUCUGUAUAAACCUCCUUUGCUACCACCUGAAACGUCAGCCACCAACGCAGGGCAUAAGAAGAAUCAGUACGGAUCAAACAGUGGAUCUUCGGAGUCUCCAUGGAAACCAAAGAAGUAUACUGGACCAAAUCAAUUCAUUCCAAGGAACGAGUGUGAAGAAAUAAUCCUAUUAUUAUUGAUAAGCGAAGCAAUGGCUGUGCGAGACGCAGUAUUAAGUCAAUCACCAGAAUUUAAAGAAGCUCGAAUUCACGCAUUUGAAAAUGCCACUGCAGUUUAUGAUCUUCUUACUGUAGCAGUUGUAAGAUGGAGUCAAGUAGGAUUACUAUACGAGUCUUUCGAAAGGGCCAUGAAAUUUUCACAUGAGGAAGCACAUGUGUGGACUCAGUAUGCACUAUGCUUAAUCAGUUUAGGAAGAUACGCCCAGGGUCACUCUGUUCUAAAGGUAGUAGCCAGGCUUACGCCGCACAAGGUAAUGCCAUGUCUAUUGGCUGCAAGACUUUGUUACGAGCAAUUAAAUUUGAUUCAAGAAGGGAUCGAUUGGAGCCAAAAGGCGUUACAGCGGGAAACUACUAGCCCGCAGGGAUUGCAAUCAAGAUGUCAUCUCUAUAUCGGUAUCGGAAAUAGUAUACUUUCCUCGAAUACUAGUAUUAAACAAGAUAAAGUACACCACACCAACAUAGCCCUGGAUUGUUUUCACAAAGCACAACAAUGCGACCCCAACGAUCAUCUUGCCGAAUACUACCUCGCUCACGAGUAUGCAAUAAACAGGCAGAUAAACGAGGCAAUGGUGCACGUAAAAAUUGCAUUGAAUCUACGUGCUGAGCAUGUUCCAUCCUUGCACCUGUUGACGUUGUUACUCUCGGCGCACAAGCAAUAUACAGAUGCCCUGGUAUUGAUCAAUAGUGUGCUGGAAGAAUAUCCGGACAAUUUAAACUUGCUUUACCUAAAGGCACAUUUGGAAUUACAUAAUCUGGGCGGCACGAAGGCUUUCACCACAAUAAAACACAUGCUACACCUUUGGCGUAAUCUUUAUGAGGAUCAGACUAAUGUUGAUUGCAAUGAGCAACAAAGCGAGAGACGCAGCGAAACCAGAAGUGUUUUUCAGCUUUACACUUCGGAAAUGUCAGACAAAGAUUCCAGUUCGUUACAUGCACAUUCCUUGGCCGCUUCGAGGAUCGAACAAGCCUUGUCCGAAGUUGCCUCGUCCUUGAGUUCCUUUACACCAAGGCCAGGACCUCAAAGAGCAUGGUUGCUUCAGCAACAAAUCUGGUUGCUACUUACUGAAGUAUUUUUGGUCCUCGAUUGCCCUUUGGAGGCUACAUUAUCGUUACAAGAAGCCACUAAUAUAUUUCCAUUGAGUCACCAUAUUAUGUACACGCGGGGUUUGCUGCACGAACAUAAGCAGGAAUACACGGAAGCAAAGCAGUGUUACCAGAAUGCUGUUUCCAUUAAUCCAACUCACAUAAAAAGUCUUCAACAUUUGGGAUUGAUUUAUCAUUACCUCGGGAGUCAACGAUUGGCCGAAAAAACCUUGAGAGACGCCGCAAAGAUUGAUCCAAACUCCCACGAAACCUGGUAUAAUUUGGGAAAAGUUUUGGAAUCGUUGGACGAGGUUGAAGCAGCAAGCGACUGUAUGGCAACAGCAUUAGAGGUGGAAACAACAAAUCCAAUUCUACCAAUAUCGUCUAUACCUAUCACAUUUGAAUAAUCGAAGAGUCAGUCCCAUUGAACUAAUAUUAACUAUUUAAUUGAUGUACUAACGCGUUCCUGUCACGACGGUAUUUAAUAUCUCUCGUGCCAGUAUAUGGUAUGCUUACUCGAGAUUCCAGUAUUCCAGAUUGUAAAAAUUCGUUUCAACGUGUUGAGAAUAUUUAAAUUUUACAAAUAUUUUAAUGAUGGUGUGGUGUAGAGAGUUUAAUAAAGAGUUACCGUCAAAACCCAGAAA
Cephus cinctus (wheat stem sawfly) is the source of this 3385-nucleotide messenger RNA. RefSeq names its product tetratricopeptide repeat protein 7B (gene Ttc7). The record is from RefSeq and is a predicted model, not a curated record. The coding region runs from base 584 to 3148 and encodes 854 amino acids. Gene Ontology annotation, cellular component: plasma membrane. Gene Ontology annotation, biological process: phosphatidylinositol phosphate biosynthetic process; protein localization to plasma membrane. The transcript is spliced from 14 exons. Gene Ontology annotation, molecular function: protein binding. NCBI's taxonomy places the organism in Eukaryota, Metazoa, Arthropoda, Insecta, Hymenoptera, Cephidae.